Molecule: messenger RNA, 1272 nt
Organism: Phragmites australis (common reed)
Lineage: Eukaryota; Viridiplantae; Streptophyta; Magnoliopsida; Poales; Poaceae
Product: ethylene-responsive transcription factor ERF022-like
Exons: 1
Coding region: 324-884 (186 amino acids)
Biological process (GO): regulation of DNA-templated transcription
Molecular function (GO): DNA binding; DNA-binding transcription factor activity
Source: RefSeq, a predicted model, not a curated record
CAAACACCACCUCGCUCGUCUUCCUCCUCCCCGUCCCCAUGCACGCAUCCAUACUUUCAGCACCCUGCACACGCCUCCCUCUCUCUCCUCUUUUCUCCUGCACACCUCACUCACUCUCUCUCCUCCUCUCCCUAUAUAUGCACACACACAUGAUAUGCACCUCCCAAUCCCAACACCAACUCUCUCAUCUCACUACAACAUUGCAUCAUUGGUGCACAAGCAAAAUAGCUUCUUCUUAACAAAGCACAGAUUUGCUCUCUAGCUUCAUCGCUGCAAUUUCCACUCAGGAAAACGGAAGGCAAGAAAGCUUGGUCGCUGCAGCAAUGGAGGUGAUACUGGACAAUGCCGCCGGUGUCUCGGCUGGGGAGGUGGCCGGGCAGUACUGUGGCGUGAGGAAGAGGAAGUGGGGCAAGUGGGUGUCAGAGAUCAGGGAGCCCGGCAAGAAGACUCGCAUCUGGUUGGGCAGCUUCGAGUCGCCGGAGAUGGCAGCGGUAGCGCACGACGUCGCUGCGCUACGCCUGCGCGGCUGCGAGGCACGGCUCAACUUCCCCGGACUCGUCCACCGCUUCCGCCACCCGGCCACCGCGGAGCCCGAGGACGUCCGGGCCGCCGCGCUCGAGGCCGCGGCCCAGGUCCGGUUCAGGCCCGACCUCGUAAUGCAGCCCUAUGGCUGCGGCGGCGGCGGAGGCGGCCCGGACCUGCUGGGUGACGCGGCGUGGAACGUCCUGCUCGGCGCCGAUGAGCUGACAGCCGAGUCGCCCAACAUGUGGGCUGAGCUGGCCGAGGCCAUGCUCAUGGCCCCACCUGUCUGGGAGAGCAACGUGGCACACAAUGACGAGUGGGCUCAGGUCUCUCUCUGGGACUCAUCCGUAUGGAACUGCUAAUCCAGGGCCCCACCAGCCGGUGCAUCUUCGCAUCCUUUGAUUUUUAGAGGUGUGAAAUACUGCAAUCCGAUCCUUUAAUCUUCCCAAAACCAUGGAGAAUGUUCUGAUGAUCCCUUUCUUUGUUUCUGAACUCCUGGUCUGCCCGUGUGCCAUUUCUGGGUAGUUAGCACAGGUCUAACUAGCACGUGCAAUUCACGUGGGUAAAAAAAAGCAUGAUGUAAUUAUUUUCGUUCUCUCUCAUGGAUGUGAGAGAGGCCGUUGAAAAUACAGUUCCAAGAAUGUGAUUGGAAUAGUGAUUGGUGUGGGAAAAAGGGUUUCCAUUUCUUGUCAGAGAUAAUUAGAAUUUGGAUAACAAACUUGUUCUUAAUCUUUUGCCAUCCGAUAAAUG